Molecule: messenger RNA, 1029 nt
Organism: Aspergillus chevalieri
Lineage: Eukaryota; Fungi; Ascomycota; Eurotiomycetes; Eurotiales; Aspergillaceae
Gene: IPK1
Product: inositol-pentakisphosphate 2-kinase
Exons: 2
Coding region: 1-1029 (342 amino acids)
Biological process (GO): inositol phosphate biosynthetic process
Cellular component (GO): nucleus
Molecular function (GO): ATP binding; inositol-1,3,4,5,6-pentakisphosphate 2-kinase activity
Source: RefSeq, a predicted model, not a curated record
AUGACCAAUCCCGAUCGCCUAGAGUUCCCAUCGGGAGCUCAACUUGCUUAUCUCGCUGAGGGGGGCGCGAAUGUAAUUUACCGAAUCAUAUGGGCGCCAGCGCCAGCGGGGCCUAAGCAGAAGGAUGCUGCGCCUAGUAAGGAACAGAUGAGUAUACCUCCCAUGUUGCGGGGGAAGUUACUCCGACUACGCAAGGAAACCAAGUCUGGGAUUUCGUACCAGGAGAUCUCGCGCAACUUUGAUAGAAUCAUUCGACCGUUGUUCCAGCCCGAGGAGGUAGUGGAUCAGACCCUCGUCCAGCUGCCCAGGGGACUAGUGCAACAGUGCAACGAGCGGCUACGUGCAGCCGAACUCAAUGGCACGCGUCCUCGCAGACGAUGCGGGGUGUAUCUGUCGCUCAACGAGCCCUUUGGGUUGCUAGUGACGGAUAUGACAACCUUUACCGAUCCAGGAAUGAUAAUGGCAGAACUCAAGCCAAAGUGGCUCCUCCAGUCUCCAUCUGCACCACCGGAUGCUCGACGAUGUCGUACCUGCGCAUUACGGGACAUGAAGAACCGCGAAUCUCGAAAAGUGUGCGGAUCAGAAGAUAAAUCGUUCUGCCCUCUUGGUCUUGUCUCGGAUAAGUUCGAGCAUGUCUUGCGCGCAACUCGGUUUGUCAAGGGCUGCCAGGACCAGGACCGUCUGGCGCGGUUUUUGCACCGGAAUAGCACCCUGCUGAAGCUCCAGUCUCAUCAAAAGGCCAUGCGCGAUGUUGGCCUGCAUGGACAAUCUGCACAGUCAAGCGAAAAAUCGCUUGCUAUGACUUUGAGGGACUGUACCAUGUUUAUCAAGAUGCCACUGGACGGAGAAGGAACCGUCGAAGUCCGUCUAGGAGACCUCGAUCUUAAGACGGGGGCUGGGGGCAAGGCGCAGUACUGGCUUGACUUGGAGAAUCGACUUAUCUCCCAGGGGUGGUAUUUAGGAACCAACUGUGGGCAGACUUCGAGCGAAUGCGUCUUGCAGGGUUCGUCGAAGCAUUCACAUCAUUAA